ACAUUCAGGAACAUUCCAUGCGCACGGCUGAAUGAAAACAUUGAAUAAAGCAUUCUUAAAAGAAAAAAUGAAAUGUAAAUAAAGUCCAUAACGUAUAUAAAAAUACUGCUUCGUAAUUAAACCAGGAAAUAUGGAUAACGAGGCUACUCCUCUUGCGAAGGUGCGAACAUGGAUCGUACAUUUGGUCUACACAGCAUACUACAUUUGCUUAUGGGUUGGACUAGGUAAAACGUUAGAUAAAUUUGAAGACACAUACUCUAGAGGAGACACAAUCGCUGCUGGUGUUCUUCUUUCAUUAGCAUUUACAGCCGCUCAAGCUGUGUUAAUUUGGUUAGCACUUUGGAAAAGACACAAAAUGUUCAACCAAACAUGGUGCCAUGUACCAAUGCUUGUUUUUAUUAUCUUCUCUCUUGGUCCAUACGGUAUGGCUUUAAACUAUGAAUACAAAGCUGCUAACCCAAAGCUCUUACCAAACACAACAGGUUCAGUUGGUGAGAAUUCAAACUGUUUUAAUAUAACUGUUCCAGAAUUUCAUUUUGUCGUGUUCCAAAUUGUCAUGAUCAUUCUCGUCCUCACACAUCUAAUCUACCCAUUUCCCAACCGGCAUUACAAAAGGGGCGAGCUGUAUGCGAUUGGUAUUGAAUUUCUAAAUGCGUUUGAUAUUAUGGAUCUCGUUGCUGAUAUUGGCUACGUGCAAUCUUAUCAAACAGGUUGGCUUGUGUGUUUUUUCAUAGCCACUGGUGUGUCAACUGUACUGCUCGCGUUCCCUUGUGGUUUGGAAGAUAGAGAUGAUGAAGAUCCGAAACCUUUACAGCGUUUGACGUCAAUUUUUACAUUGCUCUUCACUGACUUUUCUUUCUUUAUCCUUCGAGUGGUAGUUAUACAUAACGAGAAGAGUGUACAGAGUGGAUUCAACUUUUUAAUGAAAAACCUCCUUGCAGCUUUUAUACGAUUUAUACUUAUCUUAAAAUCGUAGAUUUUUUAAGAGUUUAAUUACAAUUUUUAUCUCUGUAGA
This is a messenger RNA of Hydractinia symbiolongicarpus, 1015 nucleotides long. RefSeq lists its product as uncharacterized. Bases 131 to 976 code for a protein of 281 amino acids. Lineage: Eukaryota; Metazoa; Cnidaria; Hydrozoa; Anthoathecata; Hydractiniidae. The record is from RefSeq and is a predicted model, not a curated record. The transcript has 3 exons.